CAACGGGAAUCUUCUCCGAGCUUCUGAUUGGAUGACACCGGUUGUUUGUUUGAUCAGCGAUUGGUUGCUGUGUUACAAAUGACUGGAACUUUUGGUUGGGAGCUCCACGUCAGCAAGUUUCACAACUAACACGUGACACCCUUUCAACUUGAACUUUACCAUGGAUCUGGUGAAACAUACAGGUGGCUGCCACUGUGGGGCUGUGCGAUUUGAAGUCUGGAAUUCCCCAGACCUCCAUGUUUUUCAUUGCAAUUGCAGCAUUUGCACAAAGAAGCAAAAUCAUCAUUUCAUUGCGCCAAAAAAUCGCUUCACGCUCAUACAGGGUUUGGAAAAUCUGACCACGUACACAUUUAACACUCAUGUUGCAAAACACACCUUCUGUAAAACCUGUGGAGUUCAAAGUUUCUACACACCACGCUCCAACCCAGACGGAUAUGGCAUUGCUCCACAUUGUCUGGAUCCAGGUACUGUGCACAGUGUCACAGUGGAGAACUUUUGUGGGGAGAAGUGGGAAGAAAGUAUGCAAGUUCACAAAACUAUCAGAGACAUGUCAAAACCAGAGGAAAACUAACACUACUGUCAUAUAAAAAAACUUUAUUUUUCAAUCAGCAUGACAUCAGAAACAUUCAACAGUACUUUCAUUGGUCUUUAACCUCCUAAGACCCGAACUCUUCCACGGCAUGCAUUUUUAAUUUCUCUUUGAUAUUUGGGCAUAUUGGGGCUCGAUGAAUGUAAAAACGAAGAAUUACCAGAUUUUUUUUUUUUUUUAC
Messenger RNA from Oreochromis aureus, 770 nucleotides. RefSeq names its product centromere protein V (gene cenpv). Gene Ontology annotation, molecular function: carbon-sulfur lyase activity. NCBI's taxonomy places the organism in Eukaryota, Metazoa, Chordata, Actinopteri, Cichliformes, Cichlidae. The transcript is spliced from 6 exons. The record is from RefSeq and is a predicted model, not a curated record. Bases 161 to 571 code for a protein of 136 amino acids.